Ophidiomyces ophidiicola is the source of this 918-nucleotide messenger RNA. RefSeq lists its product as uncharacterized. Gene Ontology annotation, cellular component: nucleus. Bases 1 to 918 code for a protein of 305 amino acids. The record is from RefSeq and is a predicted model, not a curated record. The transcript has a single exon. NCBI's taxonomy places the organism in Eukaryota, Fungi, Ascomycota, Eurotiomycetes, Onygenales, Onygenaceae.
AUGGCUCCCUCAACGAUUAACAUCCUUCUCUCCUCAUUCCCGGGCCUCUUUUUACCUUCAACUCUAUCCAUUUCUCUCCCUGCUACCUCAACUGUAUCUGAAUUAACCGAUAGACUCAACUCGCUUCUACCCAAUUCAUUACCAUUGCAAUCUCCUUCGCUCAUUUUAACUACAGCUGGAAAUACGGAACUUAUACCUCACUCCUCCAAAAAGCUUGUUGACUUUCUAUCUGGCUCUAUACCCGAUUGCUCUACCUUUCUCUCUCUUCGACUCAGUGCGCGUACUUAUGGCGGUAAAGGAGGCUUUGGCUCCCAGCUCCGUGCUGCAGGCGGCCGUAUGUCCAGCCGUCGAAAGGGUACCCAAGGAGAAAACAAUGGGUCGAACCGCAAUUUAGAUGGGCGUCGCCUACGAACAGUGAAAGAGGCGAAAGCUUUAGCUGAAUAUCUUGCUCUAAAACCUGAAAUGGAUAAGAAAGAAAAAGAAUCUCGCAGGAAGAGGUGGGAAAUGGUUGUUGAACUCUCCGAAAAGAGAGAGGCUGAGAUAAAAAAUGGCGGCGGGAAAAGUAAAGUCGAUGGCGAAUGGAUGGAAAAUAAAGAAGAAGCUGGGGAAAAAGCUCGUGAGGCCGUAAUUCGUGCCAUGAAAGAAGGGAUCUGGAAGGACAACCUCGCCGGUGGAUCUGUGGGUGGCUCAAGUACGAGUCCGGGUCAAAGUAGUGGAAGUGCAGCACCGAGCGAUGACAGUGAAAUGGAUGAUAUCGAUUCUCGUGAUCGUGGCUCUAAGGAGCUUGCUCCAGCACGACGAUUUGCCGGCUUUGAUGACGAUGAUGAUGAAUUUCUCAGCGAUGAAGAUGAGGAGCUACAAAAUGAUACUGUCAGUGUUGAUGCUACCGCCCAAGUGAAAGGGAAAGCAAAGGCAUGA